AUGGCUUAUACAGGAAUUGCAGCAACCCUUUUACCUAACGGGAAAACCGUUCAUAAAACGUUUGGAUUACCUGUACCAAUGUUCUCGGAUUCGUCCUCCUAUAUUAAACCUAAUUCUAAGCAAGGAGAAUAUUUAAAAAACAUUGAUGUUUUUAUUUGGGAUGAAGCUCCAAUGUCACCUAGAUAUGCAUUAGAAAUUAUAGACCGUACGUUACGUCAUAUAAUGGAUAAUGAAAUACCUUUUGGCGGAAAAAUGAUGAUUUUAGGAGGAGACUUUCGUCAAUUACUUCCAGUUCAACCUCGGGCGACUAGAAGUGAAACUGUUAAUCUUUCUAUUAAAUUCAGUUUAUUAUGGAAAGGUUUUCAUCAGUUUUCAUUAACACAAAAUAUGCGAGCAUUACCAGAAGAAAUAGAGUUUGUAAAUGUUUUAUUAGAUAUUGGUAAUGGUACCGUCAAUGAUUUGAAUGAUGAAGUCAAUUUACCGGACACAUGUUUUACAUCAAAUAAUAAUGAUAUCGUAGAAAAUGUAUACGGUAGGAUAAUCAGAGAAAAAUGUUAUGAUCAACUUACAUCUGCAGUCAUUUUAUCAGCAAGGAAUAUAGACGUGGAUGAAAUAAAUAAACAAGUCAUAGAACUCUUGGACUCUUCAAGUGAAAAAAUUUUCACGGCUGUUGACAGUACUGAAAACUGUGAUAACGGAAACAUCGAAGAUUUGAUCUUACCCGAAUACUUGAAUACUUUAAAUCCACCGAAUUUCCCGCCGUAUGAACUAAAAUUACGACAUUAUUCUAUAGUGAUGUUGAUUAGAAAUUUAAACUUAAGCGAAGGACUCUGUAAUGGAACAAGAUUGAUAAUAUUAGAAUUAGGAGUGAAUGUUUUAAGAUGUAAAAUAUUAUCAGGUGACAGAGCUGGAGAGAUUGUCUUUAUAAACAGAUUAACAUUAUAUUGUGAAAACGAAUAUCCCUUUACUUUCAAAAGACGACAAUUUCCCAUUAAAAUAGCAUUCUGCAUGACGAUUAACAAAGCACAAGAUCAAACUUUUGAUAAAAUUGGGGUAGAUCUUACUACAAGAUAUUUUUAA
Molecule: messenger RNA, 1080 nt
Organism: Cotesia glomerata
Lineage: Eukaryota; Metazoa; Arthropoda; Insecta; Hymenoptera; Braconidae
Product: ATP-dependent DNA helicase pif1-like
Exons: 1
Coding region: 1-1080 (359 amino acids)
Biological process (GO): DNA repair; telomere maintenance
Molecular function (GO): DNA helicase activity
Source: RefSeq, a predicted model, not a curated record